UUUCUCCGCACAAACGUACAGAAUAUGCACAGGCGUGGUACGUAUAUGCCAUAGCAAGGUGUCCAUUUCUGAGAGGCUGUUGGAAUCAAAGUUCCACUUUUGCUCCGAGUUGCGCCUUACAUCAAGUGGCAAAGGACAAAUUAGGAGGAGACAAAGGAGAGGAGCGAGAGAAGGGGAGUGAUUAUGGAGAGAGAAGCUGAAGUGAAGCCGUCGAAAUUCAAGACGAUUUGUGUGUUUUGUGGGAGCAGCCAAGGCAGGAAGACGAGCUAUCAAGAUGCUGCUAUUGAGCUUGGCAAAGUUUUGGUUUCGGGGAGCAUCGAUUUGGUGUAUGGAGGAGGGAGCAUAGGGUUGAUGGGCUUGGUUUCACAAGCUGUUCAUGAUGGCGGUCGCCAUGUCAUUGGGGUGAUUCCCAAGACACUCAUGCCUCGAGAGAUAACAGGUGUAACAGUAGGGGAAGUGAAGGCAGUAGCUGAUAUGCAUCAAAGGAAAGCUGAGAUGGCCAGGCAUUCUGAUGCCUUUAUUGCCUUACCAGGAGGCUACGGAACGCUGGAGGAAUUACUUGAAGUCAUUACCUGGGCUCAGCUAGGAAUUCAUGAUAAGCCGGUGGGAUUACUGAAUGUUGAUGGGUACUACAACGCGUUGCUUUCAUUCAUCGACAAAGCUGUCGAGGAAGGGUUCAUAAGCCCGAGUGCUCGCCACAUAAUCAUAUCUGCCCCAACAGCAAAGGAGCUUGUCAAGAGACUGGAGGAAUAUGUGCCGCGCCACGAAAGGGUCGCUCCUAAGCUGAGCUGGGAGAUGGAGCAGCUGGGCUACUCUCAGACACAUGAUAUUUCCAGGUGAGGAAUCUGACUUUUGCUGGAGCUGCUGCAUAGAUGGGGAAUUCUAACUGCAUUUUGAAAUUUUAAAUUUUGCUAUAGAGGGGGAAGUUUUUGUAAAUUUUAUCUGGAAAACACACACACACAGAGACAUAUAUAUAUAUGUAUGUAUGUAUGUAAGUAUGUAUGCAGGACACACCUUCUAGCCUACCAAGUUUUUCCCCUCACUUGAUGAAUUGAUUGAUUAUACUGUUUUACUUAGCUUUGCUAUGUGUU
Molecule: messenger RNA, 1091 nt
Organism: Andrographis paniculata
Lineage: Eukaryota; Viridiplantae; Streptophyta; Magnoliopsida; Lamiales; Acanthaceae
Product: cytokinin riboside 5'-monophosphate phosphoribohydrolase LOG1-like
Exons: 7
Coding region: 184-840 (218 amino acids)
Biological process (GO): cytokinin biosynthetic process
Cellular component (GO): nucleus; cytosol
Molecular function (GO): hydrolase activity, hydrolyzing N-glycosyl compounds
Source: RefSeq, a predicted model, not a curated record